Messenger RNA from Dufourea novaeangliae, 1134 nucleotides. RefSeq names its product coiled-coil domain-containing protein 151 (gene CCDC151). Gene Ontology annotation, cellular component: cilium. The record is from RefSeq and is a predicted model, not a curated record. NCBI's taxonomy places the organism in Eukaryota, Metazoa, Arthropoda, Insecta, Hymenoptera, Halictidae. Bases 1 to 1134 code for a protein of 377 amino acids. Gene Ontology annotation, biological process: outer dynein arm assembly; cilium movement. The transcript has 6 exons.
AUGAAGCAAAUAAAAGCGAAUUUAACGCGAAUGAAAUAUCGUUCGAUGCGCUCGGAUUUGAAAGAGAAGUCUGUGUCGUACGCUUCUUCUUUGAAGAGUCUAGAGGAUGAAAUACGGGAACAAGAGAACGAAGUGAAACGUCUACAGUCAGUGAAGGAAGAAGCCAUUCAGUUGAGGAACAACACGCAGGAAACGCUGAUCAAAGAAGAAAUUGAAGUUACGAACUGCAGCAAGGAGCGAAAUUCUGUUCUUGAAGAUUACAGGCAACGCGUAUUAGAACGAAAAUUGGAGCUCGAACGGCUGGAAAAGAUGGUAUUCCAUUCGCGUCUACGCGAUGAUUUCGACACACGUGGGAAAAGCCGUGUGCAGGCCACAGAGGACAUUACCAAGGACGAGGUGACACGACUGGAAGAGGCGUUCGCCAAGCUCCGCAGCGCCGCCGGAGUGUCCAGGUCCGAGGACGUUCUGAACCGGUUUCUGGGUCAGCGGGCGACCAAGGAUAAUCUACAGAAAAUGCGGGUGGCCGCGGAGCAGGAGAAAAUGACCUUAGAAAAGCAGAGGCAGGAGUUUAUCGCCGAGAUGGAGACCAGAAAAUUCUCUGAAACGAAGAACGCAGAACAGAACGCGGAAGAUGUGGAGAAACUGAAUAAUCAAAUCGAUGAACAACGAAUGCGCCAAUCCAAAGCUGAAGGGGAAACGAGGAAGCUCGAAGACCUGCUACAAGAGAUCAGCACAACCUUAUGGAUCCUGUGUGAGAAAUUCCAGGACAUACUUGAAACGCUGCCCAACGACCAAGAAGAAAUUCCGAGUCCUCUGCAUCUUAUAGAAAUAAUAAACGGGAAAGUGGACACUGUAAUUGAACAUUUGGGCGGUCCGGAUAAGUAUCUUGAAGUUCUGAACGAAAUGAUUGUUGAUAAGCUGGAAACAGUAUCAACUGCAACUACAUCAGCAGAGGGAAAAGCAACACGUACAACCGAAGGACAACUUUUUUCACGAUUUCCAUCAUCAGCAACACCAGCCGCCGCCCCAUCGGAAGAUGAAGAGGACGUACCGUCUAGAAAUGCUGUGAAGAAGCAGGCACAACAAUUAGUCGAUAUUAAAAGUCGUAGAAAAGGAUUCGCAUUCAGAAGAUGA